Cheilinus undulatus (humphead wrasse) is the source of this 2791-nucleotide messenger RNA. RefSeq names its product proteoglycan 4b (gene prg4b). The record is from RefSeq and is a predicted model, not a curated record. Bases 154 to 2367 code for a protein of 737 amino acids. The transcript is spliced from 14 exons. Gene Ontology annotation, molecular function: scavenger receptor activity; polysaccharide binding. Lineage: Eukaryota; Metazoa; Chordata; Actinopteri; Labriformes; Labridae. Gene Ontology annotation, biological process: immune response.
CCCUCCCUACAGCCUGCUGUGAGCUCAUCACAUUUUUAAUUAGACCGGAUCUGUCAAUUAACGGAAGUCAGCCUGCCUCUCGCUGCCCUUUAAAAGGCAGCCGACUCAGAGCUUCAGCAGGAUUCUGACAGAUGCAAACAAGAUCAACAGAAGAUGACAUCCAUUACAUUUAGCUGUGUUAUUCUGCUAAUUUGUGCUGUUACUUUAAGUUCUGCUCAGUCAAGCUGUAAAGGACGAUGUGGUGCUGAGUACUACAGGGGCUACAUCUGCCAGUGUGAUUACACCUGCCUGAGUUAUGGAGAAUGCUGCAAAGACUUUGAGUCUCAAUGCACAACCAGAGACUCAUGUAAAGGUCGAUGCGGAGAGAAUUUUAGAAGAGGCCGGACGUGCAGCUGUGACACUGACUGUCAGAAGUACAAACAAUGUUGUCCUGACUACAAGAAUCACUGCGAUGCAAUAGAGGAAAUCAGUGGAGCAACAGGUGAAACAGCACCAAGGAAGACUAUUUCAUGCCAUAAUGUCAAUAAUAACAAACCAACAGAGCCAUCUAUGAAAGAUGCAACAGAUCCAGCUUCUACAUUCAAUGAGGAAGACAAUGCAGAUUUUUUGUCAGAUGAUGAACUUUUCGACUUUGAAUCUGACAACACUGAAGCCAACCCAGUCCCCGAGAGCACCAGCGGCUAUGGAUCUUCUGCAACUGAGCUGCUGGAUCAACUUUCCACUGAACCCACCCAGGAUCCAAACAUUUUUGAGGUCACUACAGAGGCAGUAACUGCAGGCUCUCAGAUGCAGAUGACUCUUGCCGUUACUGAGCCAACACAGGCAGAUGCCAGCUCAUCCACCAUUUACCCAACUAUGGAUGAAGCUUCCACUAUCAGCAUAGAUGCAGGGGAUCCCACCAGUUCAGGAACAACCCCUCCUCAGCCUACAACAGCUGCUGUCUCCAUCAAGCCUACUCCACCCUUAGAGCCCCCAAGAGGGGAUUCUCCCUACCCCAUCGACCCAGAGCCCGAAACAGAAGCUACACCUGAGGGGGAUAUUUCUUCUGAUGCACAAAACACAGAACUGACAGUAACCUCCACUGAUGGACCAGAGGUUACCACCCCACCCCAAAGCACAGCUUCCAUCCCCACUGAGGGUUCGGUAUCAACCAGCCCCACACAGGACCCCUCCACAGUCUCCACCAACCCUGUUGUCUCAUCAACACAGGACCCAACGCCCAUCCCAACAGUGGCCACUUCAGUCCCCUUAUCAGAUCUGAACAUCAAAGAAGACCCCACAUCAGAACCUCCAACUAUCCCAUCAGACCUUGAGGGUACUUCCGUCAGUGUUUCUCCUACAGACUCCUUGACAACGUCUGAGCCAACUGUCCCAACAACAAAUGUCCCAAGACCCACAGAACCAUCUCAGGAUGUUGCUACAGAGGAUGUUACACCUGGAGGAACCACAGCAGAUUCCUUAAAUGUCACCCCUGACCCAACUCAACCAACAACACCUGAAGCAACCUCAAAACCUCAGAAAAAGCCUGACUCAUACAAGCCAUUACCAGUUAAACCAGUUCUAGCUAAGCCCAGCUCUAGACCUGAGACUAGACCCCUGGAUCCUGUACAAACUCUCAAUGUAGACGAUCCCAGAGACUACCAGGCUGACGACAACAAUGAUACAAAUCUGUGCAGUGGGCGGCCAGUCAGUGGAGUCACCACGCUCAGGAAUGGCACAAUAGUGGUAUUCAGAGGACACUUUUUCUGGUUUCUGGAUAGAAACAGGGUGCCAGGUCCAGCCCGUGGCAUCACACAAGUGUGGGGCGUCCCCUCACCCAUCGACACUGUGUUCACCCGCUGCAACUGUCAGGGAAAAACUUACAUUUUCAAGGGGUCUCAGUACUGGAGAUUUGAAAAUGAUGUUUUGGACCCUGACUAUCCAAAAUACAUUGGAACAGGCUUUGAUGGCCUCCGGGGCCACAUCACAGCUGCACUGUCUGUGCCUCAGUACCAGAGGAGGAGAGAGUCCGUUUACUUCUUCAAGAGAGGGGGAAUGGUUCAGAAAUAUUCAUACCAGUUUGGCACCACUCCAAGAUGCGGCAAGAAACCAAAUUACCCCAUUUACACAGUCAGCAACCGGAUAGUCCGACAAGCAGUGUCUGCUUUGGGGCCAACCAUCAACAUACGAACAUCAUGGAGAGGUUUCCCCUCUACCAUUACAGCUGCGGUGUCCAUCCCGAGCAACAGAGAACCAGAGGGGUUCAAAUACUAUGUAUUCUCGAGAUCCAAAUCCUACAAACUGAGGAUGGAUGGAGAGCGUCCUGCCAUCGCUGCAGCCAGCUCGUCACCUCAGAGCAACAUCUUCAAAUGCCCCAAGAAAGACUGAUUAAAGGAAAAUAUGCUCUUGUAGUUUUAACGUUUAUUACAUUCUUCGUAAAACACACUGCUUCAGCAUGAACUGUUUACAAAAUAGCACUUUUUAAGCACAUAAAAAAGAAGGAAAAAAACAGGCUUCAGAGCAAGUUAACAUUUUUAAGCAUCAGGAAAAAACAAACUUGGGAUUGACAUAAUCCUGAUGACAAUGAAAAGUUGUCCACUCUUGGUUGUCAAGUUUUCAGAUUAGUGCUUCAUCUCUGGAAACGUCUUCCAUGGAAACCCCGAGAAAACCGAGAAGGAAAUCCUGUUUAAAGAAAAAUAAAAGGUUUUAAGAAGAGCACUUUCUAUACUGAUGUAAAACUUUGUACAGCGGUUGUAUAAAAUAUGUAUGAAGUUAUUUGUAUCAACAAUAAACUUGAACAUUGAUACAUAAA